Dendrobium catenatum is the source of this 3460-nucleotide messenger RNA. RefSeq lists its product as uncharacterized. The transcript is spliced from 6 exons. The coding region runs from base 261 to 2612 and encodes 783 amino acids. The record is from RefSeq and is a predicted model, not a curated record. NCBI's taxonomy places the organism in Eukaryota, Viridiplantae, Streptophyta, Magnoliopsida, Asparagales, Orchidaceae.
CGGCCUGGCUUCGCGAAACCGCUUGCAAAGACGCACGUUGUACAAACGAAAACGGAACGCGAUGAAGGAUGUUGGAUUUACAGGCGAAACGAUUACAUAUGAAUUCCGUUUCCUAUAAGAAAUUCCACAUACCUAGAAAUGGGAAACCGUUUCCCUAAUAGUCCACCACCUACUCAGGCUUUCUCACAGCAGCGGUUUUAUAUGAUCCCCUGGUUCUCGAGUUUUAUAAUUUCUCCCCGUCAGUGGUUCCCUGUCUGGAAAUGGUUAAUGUUUGUUGGCAAUGCGGUGAUGUUGGUAUUAGUGAGGCAUUUCUUUACUGCAUUGAGUGCAAAAGUGCUGGAAGACAUAGCUAUUGCCUAGAAGAAAUACCCGAAGAUCUUACUGCAGAAAUCGAUUGGUUGUGUGAAGAUUGCAGAAGCAAGUCUCCUAAUUCUGUCAGCAAGACAAAGUUCCCCACACCAGCUUCUCUGGGAAUUCUUGAUCAUGCUUCUGUAAGAGCCCAAAUUGGACUAAAUAGUCCUUGUGAAGAAAUUGGGUCUGCUAAUGACCAUUUGGUUAGUUCCCAAGAUCAACAUACAGUUUCUAAUGCUAGAAUUGGUUCAAGUGUGAAGCUAGACAAUCAUGUCUCCUAUGACUAUGAAAGGAAUACCUUAAGUUGUGCUAUUGGUGGUGCAUCAGCUACAAUAAUCUCAUCUGCUCAGUUUAAACAGAAUGAUGAUGAUAUAGAAGAAUUUGACAAUGAAAAGUCAAAAAGAGAAAGACCAAUUCUGUCAGACAAGGAUGCGUUAGAUGAUUCUCAACUUCUCGUAGAGGCUCAAGGUACCGAUAUUCAGUUCGCAGUUAAAAGGUCACUUAAUAACUCUGUUGAGGCAUCCAACUUGCAUUUAAUAGGAGGGACCUGUGAAUUAGAAGCAGGAGGGCUAAAAGAAGAUGAAACUGUUGAAUCUGAGAAGGAAAGUUCAAAGAGGAGAGAAUUGAUUCUAUCAGACAAGGAUGAGUUAAACAGUUUUAAUCAUCUUAUUAAUGAUGAAGGAACAAAUUUUUCAUUAGCAAGCAAAGGAAUGCCGGGCGCUUCUGUUGAGCCUUCUGACAGUAGGGUGAUAUUAGGGAGGGGUGCAAGAUGCACCACCCAUAAUUUUUGUUCGGUGGGAUCAUCUGCUUGUUGUAAGCAAGAAGAUGAUAAAAUAGAAGAAUAUGAGAAGGGAGAGUCAGAAAGUAGAAGAAUGAUUUUACCAACUAACCAUUUUCGUCCCCUAGUUGAUGGUCAAGGAGGCAGUAUUUCAUUCGUAGUGAAAAGGUUGCCCAGUACAAUAGGGAGAAGCUUAAGCAACGAUGGCAAUGAGUUAGAUGCUGUGAGAUCAUCUGCCUACUUCACAGUAACAGAAGAUCAAAUAGAGGAAUAUAGAAAGGGAAAUUCAAAGAGAAGAUUGAUUGUGCCAUACAACUAUAGGCUAGACAAUUUUGAUCCUGCCAUUAAUGGUCAAGGCGCCAAAUUUUCUUUCACAGUUGAACAUGUCGUUUGUACUUCUAUGGAACCAUCUGACAUGACUUCAAAGUGGAUCUCAAGCUGUGGAACCAACGCAUUAGAUGCAGUAGUAUCAGCUACCUGCUCCGAGUUUAAAGAAGGUCAAAUAGAAGAGCAAAAGGAAAAGCCAGUGAUAAGGAUGAUUGUACCAGGCAUGGAUCAGUUGGAUAAUAUUCAACCUUUCACAGUUGGUCAAGAUUCUAGUAUUAAGUUUGCAAGAACAAGUUUGUCUGGAACUUUCAACGGUCAUCUAAAAGGUGAAAUAAAAGCACAAUCCAAGAAAAAGCGAAAAAGAAGAAGGCCAAGGAAAAGAAGAUUGAUUCCAACGGUCAAUUUGAUUCUACCAACUGAGCAUGAAUUGAACAGUUUGCAUUCUGUUAUUGAUAGAGGAGAUGCGUCGAAUUUUGCAACUAAAAGGUUACCUGAUACUUCGGUCAAGCCAUCUGAUAGACAUGCAGAAAAAUGGAUCGACACAAAAGCUGAAAUUAAUAUUCCUUGUCAACUAACACCACCUUCAUUGCCUUUUAUUUAUCCUGUUUGGAGAGGAUGCUUCAACAUUAACAAAGCAGAACUUGGUCCCUUAAGGGCUCAUCUGUCUACCACAGCAUGUUUAAAGGUAUGCAACUUUGCUAGAAAGUUGCCCUUGGUUCUUUACAUGCAGAAGCUUCCGCGAUUGGUUGCUUGGCCAAAUAGUUUCAAGGUUUCGUCCCCAACAGUUGAUAAUAUUGCCCUUUACUUCUUUCCUGAAUCAGACAGGGCCGAAACUGUGCUUGAUGAGCUUGUUGAUGAUUUCAUCAACAAAGAUUUAAUGCUAAGGUUUGAGUUUGAUGAAGUUGAGUUGCUUAUCUUCUCCUCGUUCAUGCUUCCGCGAGAACAUCAAAUGUUCUCUGGAAAGUAUUAUGCAUGGGGAGUUUUCAAGCCAAGAUCUGCUAAGAUCUCCAGUUUGCCAGCAGAUUCUCAUACUACAGAUCAAGUAGGUGAAACCUUGAAACCAGUGAGGAGAAGUGAAAUGGAGGGCCAUAAUGAUGGGCUAUUCAAAGAUUCUGCUCAAGAAAAUCCUUGGUUUGACCAGGGCAAGGGACAGUAAGGGUUCUUGAUGAUUCAUCUGAUGCUUGUGAGGAAGGAAAGCUCCAAACACUUUGCAGGAAAUCAUCUGUGCUAGUUGAGCUUCCCUGGCACAAAGAAGGGUGGCUUGGUGACUGUGAAAAGAAAUGUGAUCUUAAAAUGUCAGAGAAUUAUACUUUGGAGUUGAAAGAAGUUGCUGAAGAGAGAAAAGAGAGUUGAUAAUAAGUACACUGAUGGCGUCGACCAACUGUGAGAGUUGAAGAAUUUUGAUGGAGAUUUCGUUUGGGAUGAUUAUCUCACUGCUUCUUGAAGCAGCUUUCUAGUAUAAAAUUUUUAAUUUUUGCUAAAAAAUUGUUUUAAGAAGCAGUAAAAAAAUCAUUCCAGAUGAAAUCUUAGGUUUCGUUUGGGACGGCUUUCUUUUUGCUUUUUAAAACAUCUUUCUAGUACAAAAUUUUUUUGAAUUUAAAAAUUUUAUGCUAGAAAGCCGUUUUAAAAAGUAGUACAAAAACAGUCUCAAAUGAAACCGAAGUCCGCGACAACUUCCUGAAGGGAGACACCAUAUUGCAGACUUAAAAUAUCUUAAAUCAUGCUCGAGCUGCUUUCAUGUUGUGGAGAACAUAGCCAUUGCUGGAUUGAGGUCAGUGAAGGAAGAUAUUGAAAUGAAGGUGGGGCUUUGUAUCUCCUAUUUUGAUAAACAUCAUGGUUGAUGGUAGUUAAAUCAAAGAGGAAGGGAGUUUUAUGCGUUAUUCAUUUUAGCACCUUUCUAUAGUUAUGUACAGCAAUAGAAAGAUCAAGCCUUAAUCGUGCAGUCGGUUUUAUAACUCUGUAUAAUAUGAAAAUUUUGCCUCUUAUAAGUUUGCAUUAAAUUCA